This is a messenger RNA of Diplodia corticola, 741 nucleotides long. RefSeq lists its product as uncharacterized. The transcript is spliced from 2 exons. The coding region runs from base 1 to 741 and encodes 246 amino acids. Lineage: Eukaryota; Fungi; Ascomycota; Dothideomycetes; Botryosphaeriales; Botryosphaeriaceae. The record is from RefSeq and is a predicted model, not a curated record.
AUGAAUAGAAGUGCUGGAACGGGCCCGUUGGGCUUGCGCGGACCGCCCCGGAUGAGCUGCGGCACAAGCCGCUACUACUAUACUACCUCUCCAUUCACGUAUACAUCCAGCAGGGGUGGGGAGGAGCAGCAGGAGGAAGAGGACGAGGAAACGGAGAGGAAGAGGAAGGAGCCGUGUAUCCCCGCAUUCCCGGUCAUCCUCAUCGGCCUCAUCGCCGCGAGCGCCAUCGACCUCGGCGCCAUGCACGAGGAGAAGCCAACAACGGCACCCGGUGAUCCGCAGCAGCAGGCAGCCAGCCUUACCACCACCAUCACCCGCAACCCCUCCAUCACCACCGCCACUGAGACCGUCACCGUCACCGCCAAGGACUGCCCCAUCUCCCCCACCGACUUUGACUGGGUCUGGAUCUGCGACGAAGCCUCGCGCCGCCGCGCCUUCCCAACAAUCGACUCCGACAACGACGCCGAGGACUUCGCCCACCUGAGCGUCCACGACAUGAAGCUGAAGAAGGCGCAGAGGGGCAGCAAGGCCAUCAUGCGCGCCCUGCGCGGCUACGCCCGCGGGGGUCUGGCGCUGUCGAAGUCGGCAGCCGCGAACAUCGUUAAUGCGUCCAAUUUGCUCGUCAGCAUCGCGCCUAUCGCGGCGGGCGCCGCCAUCGCGAACGCCCGACUGCUCCGCUACAGGACUUUUGUCGGCUCGUUGGUGUUUGUGGACGAAACGAGGAGAGGAGCAAAGGAGUAG